AUGGGUGAUAAAUUAUUUAUGGCAAUAAGCCGCCGCCGUGUAUCAUGGCCAUUGGCAGUUCAACACCUGUGGGAUGCGGUGAAAGUGAUACGUUUUCAAAGGCAGGUACCAGAUAUUGAUCGCAUCACAAAAUAUAUGACUAAAGUCCACAAUAUGUCAUCAGAGGAAGUUGAAAGACAAUUAAAUUAUUGUGUUCGAGAUGGUCUUUUGAUUUUAACCAAAAAAGUUGGUAUUAAAGGUUCAAAAGCGGGAGUUGAAACCAAAGGAUAUAAACUUCCAGAAGAAAAAGCUGAAAAAGAUAGUCAUGAUUGGUAUUGUUUUCAAUGUCACAGUGCUGGAGAUGUGAUAAGUUGUACAUCUUGUUAUCGAGUUUUCCAUCUUUCGUGUAUUGAAAAAAACGACUUGCCAGAAAACGAUGUUAAGCAUAAGUUCAUUUGUAAUAUAUGCAAAAAUUGUGCCUCUACUAAAGAAGCUUUUAAAAAGAUUAAAAAAAGCCAGCUUAACAGGCUUCUUUAUCAUACUACUGGUAGAUUAAGAGAAAAAAUACCUUUACCAUGGUCAGAACGCAAAAUUACUACUACUGCUCCAUCAACAUAUGUUUCAGACAGACUUCAAUUUCAGAGUCACCUAAAAGGUAGUGAUUUGCAUUUUAACAAGUAUUGUGCAUUAAAAGACAAAGAUCCUCGGAGAAUAGAUUUUCUUAUUUUCAAAAUUAUAGACCUUCAAAUGAUUGAAGAUAAAGCUAAAGAUAAUGAAUAUAAAAAUGUUGAAGAGUUCCGAGCAGAUAUAUUAACCUUUGUUCACAAUAUUAUUAUUUUUCAUGGCGUUCAUAGCAGUCUAGCUGAUUAUGGCCGUUUAAUGUUGAGGGAUUGCAACCGAGAUUUGGAUGAGAUAAUGAGGUGCCGUUAUUGUUACAAAUAUUCUAUACAAAAAAAUACAAAAUUUUGGUUCUGUAAACCGUGUAAGCCCCCACAUGAACUAGUGUAUGCAAAACAAGAAGAUUUUCCAUAUUGGCCAGCAAAAGUUUUAAAAAUUGAAGCUGAUAUGUAUGAAGUCAGAUUUUUCGGUAGUGAACACCAACUUGGAAUUAUUGACAAAACUCAAAUACGACCUAUAUCAGUGAACAUUCAUACCUUGCAGUCUCAAGGUCGAACAUCUCAAUGGAACAAAGCAUGUGAGGAAUUGCGUCGCCAUCAACUGCAAUUGGACAAAGUUAUAUUUGGUCUUGCUACACAAUCAUCAUCAUCUUCCUCUAGUCCGUCUUCAGAAGAAGAAGAAGAAGACCCACUUAAACUUAAACUGAAGGUUUCACCUAUUCUAAAACGUUAUGAAAGAAGAAAUGAUAAAGAACAGAAAAUAUCAAUAAAAACUGGGGCAAAAGUGGAGACAGAUACCGAGGAAUCAAAAUCAAAAGACAAACUAAAACGUGUAAAAAAAAAACGAGGUAGACCAUUGUCUCUAGACAAAAAAAUAAGUCCACCAAAAAAAGUUGUAAAGAAAUCUUUAAUAAUUAAAAAAACCAGUACUCAAAAAACUUUAGAAAAAAGAGCUAGAGGUAGACCCUUAAAAGUUAUUGAACCUAUAAUUGAAGACAGUACUCCAGUCAAACAUUUGAAAACAAAAGUUAAAAUUACAAAUGAAAAUACUAAUGCAUCUGAAGGAAUUAAUUCAUCAAAAAAUGCUUUACCACUGAAAACAAAUUCUUCAGUUAAAGAAAAUAUAACAUCUACAACUGAAAGAUUAAAAGACCCUGAUGUCGUGGAAAAUGAGACAGUUAUUUCUUCAUGUCAAGAUUUAGUACAAUGUAAUAUGAACAAGAUUCGAGCUGAAAUGGAAAGUGAAAAACAUAAUGCUAUUGAACAACUAAUUGAACAACAUAAAAAGGAGAUUGCUUUAUUGCAAGUAAACCACAGUAUUGCACUGUCCGAAGUAAAGAAAAAGCAAUGGUGUGUGAAUUGUGAACUUGAAGCUACUUACCAUUGUUGUUGGAAUACAGCGUAUUGUAGUGCUGAAUGUCAACUAAUUCAUUGGAGUAGUAAACAUAAAUGGCAGUGUCGUCAAAGAAUAUAA
Messenger RNA from Metopolophium dirhodum (rose-grain aphid), 2070 nucleotides. RefSeq names its product zinc finger MYND domain-containing protein 11-like. Gene Ontology annotation, molecular function: DNA binding; transcription corepressor activity; protein binding. The coding region runs from base 1 to 2070 and encodes 689 amino acids. Gene Ontology annotation, biological process: regulation of transcription elongation by RNA polymerase II. The record is from RefSeq and is a predicted model, not a curated record. The transcript is spliced from 11 exons. NCBI's taxonomy places the organism in Eukaryota, Metazoa, Arthropoda, Insecta, Hemiptera, Aphididae.